Messenger RNA from Stylonychia lemnae, 579 nucleotides. The record is from the annotation of a GenBank genome assembly. Lineage: Eukaryota; Ciliophora; Spirotrichea; Sporadotrichida; Oxytrichidae.
AUGAAUAGAAAAUCAAAUAUUGAUUUUAGUGAGGAUUCAAUAUCUAUCUUUAAUUUGACAGAUGAACAUGAAGAACUUUUGAAAGGAUGGAUUCAUGGAGAAGAAGAAGGAAAAAAUACUGAAUUUGAACUUUUAUAUAAGGGAACAAGGGAUACAUUCGUUUCCUAAAAGAUGCAUGAGAUGAUUAAUCAAAAAGGACCUAUUGUUGGCAUAAUAAAAUCUUAGCAUGAUCAAGUAUUUGGAGGUUACUCAUCAAUAGGAUGGAGGAAUUAAGGUGACUGGGUUAGAGACGAAAACGCUUUUGUCUUUAGUCUAACUAAAAAGACCAAACAUGAGUAAUAUCAGCAUUAGGAAUAAGCUUUAUAUUUCACAGACACUUUUAUGCUUUGGUUUGGUUAUGAUUUUAUGAUCUACUCAAACUGUGACAAAAAUCCUAACACUAACUCAAGCUUAGGAACUACUUACAAACUGCCUGAAGGAAUUGCAGUUGGUUCUGUAGAAGGAAAAAGUUACCUUGCUGGUUCAUUUAAUUUUACAGUCAAAGAAAUGGAAGUUUAUAGAGUAAUCUUAGAUUAAUGA